CUGCGGCUGGCGCCCGGGGAGCCGCAGGAUGCAGCCGCCGGGGCCCGUCGCCCUGCUGGACCCGGCAGGGCAGUUUGCAAAAAGAAAGAAAACUUCAUUCUGGUUCACAGUUUCUCUGCUGGUUGUGUCUGUUUUCAUACUGACCAUAGGCCUUGCAGCUACCACAAGAACAGAAAAUGUUACCGUGGGAGGCUAUUACCCAGGAAUCAUUCUUGGCUUUGGAUCUUUCCUAGGGAUUAUUGGCAUCCAUCUGGUGGAGAACAGGAGGCAAAUGUUAGUGGCAUCUAUCGUUUUUAUCAGCUUUGGAGUGGUGGCAGCUUUCUGUUGUGCAAUAGUUGAUGGAGUAUUUGCAGCACGACAUAUAGAACCUAGGCCGUUGUAUAACAGAAGGUGCCAGUUUUAUUCAAGUGGAAUAGGAUUCUUAUAUGAUGCCUACCAGACAGAGGUAAUGUGUUACACCUUAAACAGCAAAUGCCAGCUUAAAGUGAAAAGUAACACAUGCUACUGCUGUGACCUUUACAACUGUGAAAAUUCAGAGCAGUCACCCAGCUACUAUGAAUUCCUUGGAGUGAACAGCUGUCAGGAUGUGAUUCAUUUAUACCGACUGCUGUGGUCCUCCACAGUCCUGAAUAUCAUUGGAUUGUUUCUUGGGAUAAUCACGGCAGCCAUACUUGGGGCAUUUAAAGACAUGGUACCUCUGUCACAAAUUGCUUUCAGCUCUGCCCCUCCUCCUCAGAUCCUGUACAAUCCAGCUCAGCAGAUCCUGACAUAUGCUGGCUUUUGUCCCUCUGCAGCAGCCAUCCCUGCAUACUCAUCAUAUCCUUUACCUCUCCAGCCUGCCAGCAAUUUUCCAGGAUCGUCAUCUACAGAUAUUUCUUUAUCUGAUGAUACUCAGCCUCCAUCCCACUCCAGCUCUAAUUAUGGUCUACCUCCAAAUGCUCCACCACUAUAUACACCAACUUAUUUCCUGCCAGGGGAAAAACCGCCACCAUAUGCCCCCUAGAGCAGAGAAUUAUAUUUCAAACAGUCCUGCCCCCCCACCUUUCUUUAAAGAGACAGACACCUUUGGAAACUGCUGCACAGGCAGCAGACUAUCAAAGAAACUAUAUGGUGUGCUAUGAUUGUUCAAUUUUUACUUACAGGUCACUAUGACUAAACAGAAUGCUGGAAGCCUAUUGCAGGUGUAUCACCCAGAGGAAGUUCUUAGUUACCACUCGGUUUUUAUGUAGUCAGCAGCAACACUGCUUUCUGGCUAGCAUAAGCAUGACUUUUCUUCUCAGCAUAAUACCUAGUGACUUUUUCUUAGUAGAAAAAACAAGAAAACAGAAAAACAAACCACUCACUUUGGAUGCUUGGUUCCAUUUUUGUAAACUGAUAAUAGAGUGGUUUUGUAAUUUUGAUUUAGAAAUCUUAUAGUAUGUACUAUAUGAGUGGGUAGUCAGUGGCUUUGAAUCAUUCUGGAUAGAAAAACUAGAAUUUAUUUACCUUAAUAUUAUUCUUUAGUAGCCCCUUUCUGGUGAAAGCUUUCUAAUAAAAAUAGCAUGGCAAUUAUUUUAUAACUGAACAGGCCAUGUUUAUAUCCAAGACAGCAUGAAUUUCACAAGGAAGGGGAAGCACAGUACAGAGGUAAAGUAUCCCAAUUAGCUUUACGCUACUAUGAAAGAUGAAGUUCAAAUAUUACACUUUAAUGGGGCUGUUUUAAUUCUCUUGUCUGAAAUGUGUGAAUAUAGUACCAGUCCAGUUAAGUUAUGUCAGUGUGUUGCAGGUGCAAUUUCCAGAUAAGUAUUUAACCUAUAUAUUUAUUAAAGUGUUAAAAGUUCUGUAUUUUUCCAUAUACUGUAGAAAGUAGAUGAGAUUGUAACAAAAUGAGUUCUUUUCUACUACAGGAAAAAAUAAAACGAGACAAACCAGAAGACCUUGAAGUGGUGUGUGCUGACCUCAAGUAUUCUUAUUUAAA
Gavialis gangeticus (Gharial) is the source of this 1957-nucleotide messenger RNA. RefSeq names its product transmembrane protein 255B (gene TMEM255B). Bases 29 to 1003 code for a protein of 324 amino acids. The transcript is spliced from 9 exons. The record is from RefSeq and is a predicted model, not a curated record. Lineage: Eukaryota; Metazoa; Chordata; Crocodylia; Gavialidae.